Erinaceus europaeus (western European hedgehog) is the source of this 2502-nucleotide messenger RNA. It is a transcript of the gene COMP, whose product is annotated as cartilage oligomeric matrix protein. The transcript has 19 exons. Gene Ontology annotation, molecular function: calcium ion binding. NCBI's taxonomy places the organism in Eukaryota, Metazoa, Chordata, Mammalia, Eulipotyphla, Erinaceidae. Gene Ontology annotation, cellular component: extracellular region. Gene Ontology annotation, biological process: cell adhesion. The coding region runs from base 152 to 2434 and encodes 760 amino acids. The record is from RefSeq and is a predicted model, not a curated record.
ACUGUCCCACUGUCCUGCCAGCGGCCGGAGGCCCAGGGUUCAAUUCCCGGCACGCCCAGCAGCCGGAGCCGAGCAGGGGGUACCGGGGAAGGAAGUGAGCACAGGAGGACGGGGCUCUCUCAGGCCCUCGGCCAGCUGCCUGCCCUGCCCCAUGCCCUGCCCCCAUAUGCUCCGUGCUCCUGGCCCCCGGCCCCACAAGUCCGCCUGCUGGCCCCAGCUACAGACGCCAAGGAAAACAGGGGGAGGCGACGUGGCCCCCCAGAUGCUGCAGGAGCUGCGGGAGGCGAACUCGGCGCUACAGGACGUGCGGGAGCUGCUGCGCCAGCAGGUAAAAGAAAUCACAUUCCUGAAAAACAUCGUGCUGGAGUGUGACGCCUGCGGCAUGCAGCCCGUGCACACCCCUGGGGUCAGCGUGCGGCCCCUGCCCCAGUGCGGCCCCGACUCCUGCUUCCCGGGCGUGGUCUGCACAGAAGGCGCUGGCGGGGCACAAUGCGGGCCCUGUCCCCCUGGACUCUCGGGCAAUGGCUCUGUCUGCGUGGACGUCAACGAGUGCACCGCACACCCCUGCUUCCCGCGUGUCCGCUGCGUGAACACCAGCCCCGGCUUCCGCUGCGAGGCGUGUCCGCCCGGCUUCCGCGGGGGCCCCCACGAGGGCAAGGGGCUGGCCUUCGCCAAGGCCAACAAGCAGGUCUGCGCCGACAUCGACGAGUGUGAGACGGGCCAGCACAACUGCGUCCCCAACUCCGUGUGCGUGAACACGCGGGGCUCCUUCCAGUGCGGCCCCUGCCUGCCGGGCUUCGUGGGCGACCAGGAAUCCGGCUGCCGGCCCCGCGCCCAGCGCCUGUGCCCCGACGGCGCGCCCAGCCCUUGCCCCGAGCAUGCGCACUGCCUGCUGGAGCGCGACGGCUCCCGCGCCUGCGCCUGUGACGUGGGCUGGGCCGGCAACGGGCUCGUGUGCGGCCGCGACACCGACCUGGACGGCUUCCCCGACGAGAAGCUGCGCUGCCCAGAGCGCCAGUGCCGCAAGGACAACUGCGUGACGGUGCCCAACUCGGGGCAGGAGGACGUGGACCGCGAUGGCAUCGGAGACGCCUGCGACCCUGACGCGGAUGGAGACGGGGUCCCCAACGAGGAGGACAAUUGCCCCCUGGUGCGGAACCCGGACCAGCGCAACUCAGACGGGGACAAGUGGGGUGACGCGUGUGACAACUGCCGAGCCCAGAAGAAUGACGACCAGAAGGACACGGACCGCGACGGCCGGGGGGACUCGUGUGACGACGACCUGGACGGGGACGGGAUCCGCAACUCGGCAGACAACUGCCCCCACGUGCCCAACUCCGACCAGAAGGACAGCGAUGGGGACGGUGUAGGGGACGCUUGUGACAACUGUCCCCAGAAGCGCAACUCCGACCAGAGCGACGUGGAUCACGACUUCGUGGGGGAUGCCUGUGACAGCGACCAAGACCAGGACGGGGACGGGUACCAGGACUCCAGGGACAACUGCCCCACAGUGCCCAACAGCUCCCAGCAGGACUCGGACCACGACGGCCAGGGGGACGCCUGUGACGACGAUGACGACAACGACGGGGUCCCCGACAGCCAGGACAACUGUCGCCUGGUGCCCAACCCCGGGCAGGAGGACUCCAACAGGGACGGCGUGGGCGACGCGUGUCAGGACGACUUCGAUGCAGACUUGGUGGUGGACAAGAUAGACGUCUGUCCGGAGAACGCCGAGGUCACGCUCACUGACUUCCGGGCCUUCCAGACGGUCGUGCUGGACCCCGAGGGCGACGCGCAGAUUGACCCCAACUGGGUGGUGCUGAACCAGGGCAUGGAGAUCGUGCAGACCAUGAACAGUGACCCCGGUCUGGCUGUGGGUUACACGGCCUUCAGCGGCGUGGACUUCGAGGGCACUUUCCACGUGAACACUGUGACAGACGACGACUAUGCCGGCUUCAUCUUCGGCUACCAGGACAGCUCGAGCUUCUACGUGGUCAUGUGGAAGCAGAUGGAGCAGACGUACUGGCAGGCCAGCCCUUUCCGUGCCGUGGCCCAGCCUGGCAUCCAGCUCAAGGCUGUCAAGUCAUCCACGGGCCCUGGGGAGCAGCUGCGGAACGCACUGUGGCACACGGGAGACACGGCCUCGCAGGUGCGGCUGCUCUGGCAGGACCCCCGCAACGUGGGCUGGAAGGACAAGACCUCCUACCGCUGGUUCCUGCAGCACCGGCCGCAAGUGGGCUACAUCAGGGUUCGCUUCUACGAGGGCCCUGAGCUGGUGGCAGAUAGCAACGUGGUCCUGGACACCACCAUGCGCGGCGGCCGGCUGGGCGUCUUCUGCUUCUCGCAGGAGAACAUCAUCUGGGCCAACCUGCGAUAUCGCUGCAACGACACCAUCCCCGAGGACUACGAGGCCCAGCAACGGCUGCGGACCUAGGACGAGCACCCUGGGGACCCGCCCCUGAAGAUGCUGGGGGGGUCGUAGAAUAAAGUGUGUGCCCGGGC